Molecule: messenger RNA, 2121 nt
Organism: Magnusiomyces paraingens
Lineage: Eukaryota; Fungi; Ascomycota; Dipodascomycetes; Dipodascales; Dipodascaceae
Exons: 2
Coding region: 1-2121 (706 amino acids)
Biological process (GO): peroxisome organization
Cellular component (GO): membrane; microtubule; cytoplasm
Molecular function (GO): GTP binding; GTPase activity; microtubule binding
Source: RefSeq, a predicted model, not a curated record
AUGGAUCAACAUUUGAUUAAUACUGUUAAUCGUCUUCAGGACGCGUUAGCCACCUUGGGUCCUAAUGCUAACCCAAUCGAUCUCCCCCAAAUUACUGUUGUUGGUUCUCAAUCUAGUGGAAAGAGUUCAGUUCUUGAGAACAUUGUGGGCCGUGACUUUUUGCCUCGAGGAACUGGCAUUGUUACUCGACGCCCAUUGGUUCUACAACUGAUUAACCGCAGACCCACCACCACCAUCACUGCUGCAAAACCAAAUGGCACUUCCAACAGUAGUAGCAAUGGCUCAUUAAUAGAUACCGAUGAUGCAAAACCCAAGGAAAUCUUAGCACCUGUAGGUGAGCAAGUGAAUGAAACCAAUCCUGAUGAAUGGGGUGAGUUUUUGCACAAGCCCGGACAAAAGUUUUUCGACUUUAAUGAAAUUAGAAAAGAGAUUGUUCGUGAGACAGAUCUCAAGACCGGAAAGAAUGCCGGCAUUUCAUCAGUCCCAAUUAAUCUUCGCAUUUACUCUCCUCAUGUUCUCACUUUGACUUUGGUUGAUUUGCCAGGUCUUACCAAGGUGCCUGUGGGAGACCAACCCAAGGACAUUGAGAUUCAAAUCAAGGAGAUGAUUUUGAAGUUUAUUACCAAACCCAAUGCUAUUAUCCUUUCUGUCACUGCCGCUAAUACCGAUUUGGCCAACUCUGAUGGUCUUAAACUGGCUCGUGAGGUUGAUCCUGAAGGUUCGCGCACCAUUGGUGUACUUACCAAGAUUGAUUUGAUGGACCAGGGCACAGACGUUAUUGAUAUUCUUGCAGGUCGUGUUAUUCCUCUUAGAUAUGGUUACGUCCCUGUAAUUAAUCGCAGUCAAAAGGAUAUUACAUCUCACAAGUCGAUUCGUUCAGCUCUUCAGUUUGAAAAGGAGUUUUUCGAAAAUCAUCCUGCAUACCGCGCCAAGGCUCAGUAUUGUGGCACUCCCUACUUGUCGAUGCGCCUCAAUAGCAUUUUGCUGAACCACAUUCGCACGACACUUCCUGACAUUAAGUCACGAAUUGACAAUACCCUUAAGAAGUACGAGGCUGAGCUGGCGACGCUGGGUCCUCCCGAGCUGGGCUCUCCAUCCAACAUUGUGUUGUCUACCAUUACUGAGUUUUGCAACGAAUAUAGAUCGAUUUUGGAUGGUCAAGGGAAUGACGUUUCAUCGCUGGAACUGAGUGGUGGUGCACGUAUCAGUUUUGUAUUUCAUGAGAUUUUUUCUAAUGGUAUCAAGGCUCUUGAUCCGUUUGACCAAAUUAAGGAUGUGGAUAUUCGAACGAUUUUAUACAAUUCUGCAGGUUCGUCACCGAAUUUGUUUGUGGGGACUGCUGCGUUUGAAGUUCUUGUGAAGAAGCAAAUUAAGCGGUUUGAAGAGCCUGCACUUAAGUGUGUGACUCUUGUUUACGAUGAGCUUGUGCGAAUUCUGAGUCAGAUUCUGGCUAAGCAGCAGUUUAACCGAUACCCGACUUUGAGGGAAAAUAUUAACAAUGUGUUUAUUGGGUUUUUGCGCAAGUCGCUUAUUCCUACUAAUAAGCUUGUGACUGAUUUAGUAUCUAUGGAGGAGGCUUACAUUAAUACGGCACACCCAGACUUGAUCAAGGGUAGCAGUGCUAUGGCGAUUGUGACUGAGAAGAUGCAACUAUCGAAGCCUGUUCAGCUGGAUCCCAAGACUGGCAAGCCUCUUCCACAUCAACAUGUAAGUGUACCAUCGACCAAUAAUGACGAUGAGGGAGGAUUUUUCAGCAAUUUUUUUGCAUCCAAGAAUAAGAAGCGUCUUGCAGCAAUGGAGCCUCCACCAACGACUCUGCGGGCGUCUGGUCAGAUGACUGAACGUGAGACGAUGGAGACAGAGGUAAUUAAGAUGUUGAUUCACUCUUAUUUUGCUAUUGUACAGCGAACAAUCACAGACAUGGUUCCCAAGUCGAUUAUGCUGAAGCUAAUUAUAUAUUCGAAGCAGGAGAUGCAGCGAGAGUUGCUGGAGAACUUGUAUAGAACAGAUUCACUUGCUGAUUUGGUGAAGGAGAAUGAGAACACUGUGCAACGUCGCAAGGAGGUUAAGAAGAUGGUUGAUGCACUUCGUCAUGCAGCUGAAAUUGUUUCGAGUGUUUAA